Messenger RNA from Syngnathus typhle (broad-nosed pipefish), 1416 nucleotides. RefSeq lists its product as uncharacterized. The record is from RefSeq and is a predicted model, not a curated record. The transcript has 3 exons. Lineage: Eukaryota; Metazoa; Chordata; Actinopteri; Syngnathiformes; Syngnathidae. Bases 516 to 1220 code for a protein of 234 amino acids.
UGUUUGUGUAUUCCUAAUGGGCCAUCAUCAUUGGAAUUGUUACCACACAUGCUCUUAUUUCUGUAAUUGAUGUCACAUGCAUAAACCCAGUUUCCAUGUCAUCAUUUUCCUGGACACACACACAUACACACACAUGCACACACACUAAAGUGGUAGGCUUCAGACACAUUAGACAGAGGAGGGUGGGGCGCCAGUAAAGAUUUCUUAAUGGGCUCUUCAGUCUUCUCGUCCAUCUGCUGUGAUGACAAACGCGCAGCUUGUCCACAUCAGCCUGCUCUGCAAACAAGUCCUUCAUUUCGUCUCAAAAAGAUCACUUCCAGCACCUUCACCCAAAGCUGGAGCCUCACUUCUUUCAGCACUUUCCACUCCCGGGGAUGAAAAAGUGAGUUUUUCUGGAUUAUUUGAAGGAAUACGUGAAUGUCUGAUCACCUUCCGAGCGUAUGGGGCUCUCCAUCCCGUCCGGAUCCGAGUGACGCUAUCCGUUGGGCCUCGGCGCCGACCUCGCAGUGGAGACCAUGCCGUCCCUGCACCACGGAGCCAUCUUCAUCGGUGCCUUCCUCAUCGUGACGGGCGGCUCCACCGCCUUCCUGGCGUCGUCGCAGAGCCGCCUACAGCCUUUCUCCCUGUGCUGUGUGGUGCUGGGGGUGGUCAUGCUCAUCUUGGGGCUCUUCUGGGCCAUGAACAGCAAGGGCACCUCCAACUACGACCAGCAGGAGUUCGACCCCGACUGCCCUCACUACCCUUACAAUGAGUACGCUGGUUACAGCAGCCAUGCCCUCUUUGCGCACGACGCCACUCGCUUCCCGGAGUCCCAAUUGGGCUUUAUGCCAGGGGGCAACACAGCCCUUCUUUAUGUUUGGAUUAACUUUAAAACAGCAUUUUUUAAAAUAUUUAUUUCCAAUAACUUUGUUCCGAGAUCCGAACCUCAGAAUGACGAGGCCGUUAAAGAAGAUAAUGAAGCAUUUGUUGUGUUCCCGAGCAGGACUCUGGAUUCCCACCGACAAGGCACUCGUAGCGAGGACUUUGACUACCCCCCCAUGGAUCACGGUGGCUUCAGCCCGUCGCCGCAUCCUCCCCCCUGGCUGGGACCUCCGCCUCCCUACGAGGUGGCCAUCAAAACCACGUGCAGCUCCACGCACCUACGUCGCGCCUACUCUGACACGCACCUAGCCGCCGAGCCACUGUUUGGACGCUCCAGAGAGAUUAGCUUUGAGGUUUAAAAGCCACAUCCAACACAUCCUACCACGCUUAUCUUCAGUAGGGUGACGUCACGAGUGAGAUGGAGCCGAGCCCGGAUGACUUUGGGUGGAGGCGGGUGGGGUACACCUUGGACAGCUUCCCAGGCAAUACCUGGGAAUAAACACUCACACCUAUGCACAAUUCAAGAGUCUUCAAUUAACAUAAUAUGCACGUUUU